Oryzias melastigma (Indian medaka) is the source of this 2383-nucleotide messenger RNA. RefSeq names its product protein kinase, AMP-activated, beta 2 non-catalytic subunit (gene prkab2). Gene Ontology annotation, cellular component: nucleus; cytoplasm; nucleotide-activated protein kinase complex. The coding region runs from base 337 to 1212 and encodes 291 amino acids. The record is from RefSeq and is a predicted model, not a curated record. Gene Ontology annotation, molecular function: protein kinase binding. Gene Ontology annotation, biological process: signal transduction. The transcript is spliced from 7 exons. Lineage: Eukaryota; Metazoa; Chordata; Actinopteri; Beloniformes; Adrianichthyidae.
CGGCCACCGUAGUUGUAGAAAGGGGCGGAUCUUCGCUGGUGUCACAGAGGCUCUUGCUGCUCUUCAACACAAAUCAUCGCCUCAGCAGCGCUGGUCCGAGCUUCCAACCCACUUCGGUUCUUUUAAAAUAUAUAAGAAUUCUAAUCUUUAUAGUUUCUGUUGUGGACGCCGGUUUCUCACACGGAGGAAGGAGUUCCCGGUUCGCAGACAGUGACAGCUAGCUGCUAGCUGACUUUAACAGCGGGCAGCAGCUAAAAAUAUUCUUCGGGAGAGAGCCGAGGUAGGCGGGCACAGCAAAAGCGUCCAGCGCAGUCACCACGUGAGCAGCGAAGCAUCAUGGGUAACACAAGUGACAGGGUAUCUGGAGAUCGGCAUGGAAACAAAGCCCACCGCUCCGACAGCAGCGGCAGCCACAAAGAUCAAGAGCACAGCAGCAAGAUGGUGGACAGCACAGAUGAUCCCAACAUCUUCAACACUCAUGGACCCGAGUCCAAGGGGUCAGGGGAUAAAGAAUUCACCCCGGAUCUAGAUGACCUGGUUAAAACUGCCCCUCAGGCUCGACCUACAGUGAUUCGCUGGGGUGGAGGGGGGAAGGAAGUUUAUAUCGCCGGCUCUUUCAAUAACUGGAACACUAAGAUUCCACUAAAUAAAAGCCACAAUGACUUUGUUGCUAUUUUGGACCUGCCUGAAGGAGAGCACCAGUACAAGUUUUUUGUGGAUGGACAGUGGGUUCAUGAUCCUUCAGAGCCGGUGGUAACCAGCCAGCUGGGAACGAUCAACAACCUGAUCCAGGUGAAGAAGUCUGACUUUGAGGUGUUUGACGCGCUGCAGGUGGACUCCCUGGAGUGCUCGGACACAUCAGGUGAGUCCGUUGCCAUGGAUUUAGUUCUAAAUAGGUCGGUACACCCUGAACACAUCUUUAUGCUUCCAGACCUGUCCAGCUCGCCUCCAGGCCCGUACGGACAGGAGCAGUACAUCUUCAGACCUGAAAAGCACUUCAAAGCCCCUCCGAUUCUCCCCCCUCACCUGCUUCAAGUCAUUCUGAACAAGGACACCAACAUAUCAUGUGACCCUGCUCUGCUGCCUGAACCCAACCAUGUCAUGCUAAAUCACCUUUAUGCUCUCUCGAUAAAGGAUGGAGUGAUGGUGCUAAGUGCUACUCACAGAUACAAGAAGAAGUACGUCACCUCUCUGCUGUACAAACCCAUCUAAGCCCUCGCUCAGGUGCUCCGAGGGAGCGGCGCGUUUUCUUUUCUUUUCAGUUUGUCAUUACUUUUAGACGGGAGUUGCACCGAACCAUGUUUACAGGCUGCUCUGAAGAAAGCUGCACUUCUACAUAGGGCUCUGAACAAAGGUAGCAAGGUGUGGUAAAAGAACUCUGUUGUGGCUUUAACUGGUGACAUCUCCUUGCAGAUGAGCCUGAAUAAAUCACUGCGUGGUGUUUGUAUUUUUUCACAUUUAUAUAUAUAUAUAAAAACAAGAUUGUAGUCGGUGUGAUCCCAUCUUUGAGAAACGCUCUGGUUCUUUUUUAUGUUACUGCUGUGUUUGGACUUGUUACGUUUUUAUCUCACUUGCUGAAUGUAAGCAGAAUGACAGGUGAGCUGUUGUUUAGGUGAAGUGCAAUAGUGGGUCGUGAAAUCAUUUCUGACUGUUUGAGCCAAAGGCUUGACAUCCUGUUUUUGUUUAGUCGUCCAGCUUAGUCCAGAACUACAGUUGUAGUCCUUUUUCGUUUUCUUUAUCUUACUUUCGCACAGGAAGUGGUCUGAAGUCUUUGCUUAGCUGCUGCUUUUAUUCUGAUGAAUGUUUGAGCAUUAUCGUUGACACGAGCUUUAACUAUGCAGCAAGCAGCCUUUGGGUGGUAUUGUCUUUUAAUCUAAUGAGUGUAUUGUCACAUUUGCCUGCUUUCUUACAGAAAAAAGAUUGUACUGUAUUUGUGUGUUACACGUGCAGCCCUGCUUAAAGGUCUGCACUCACAUUUCAGUGUCAUAAAUGUCAGAAAUGAGGGUUUUGAUGAUGAUCGGUUGCCAUUUAUUUAAAUUUUGUCUUGAAAUAUGGAAGACACACCCGUGUUUUGGCAGUUGUCAGUUGCCUGCGUGUGAACGCUCACAACUCUUCAAACGUUAAAGAAUCUCUCUGGAGUAUUCUGUGAAUGUUAAGCUGGGCUUUUUUUAUUUUCUAAAAGCCUGGCGGUAUUUUUUAAAGAGAUUUGAUAAAUAAGUUUGGAGAAGAGCCAUGGAUCCAGAGCUUUUAGGGCUAAAACCAAAACUUGAAUUUUGCAGUUGUACUUUAUAAAUGAAUGAAAAUGCUUAGCAUAAAGACUGUGGUAAUCCUCUAUAGACGAUUGUACUUUACUGCAAAUAAAUACACUACUCUGUGAUCCUAA